AUGGCCACAAUUUACGAAAAAUUGACAAAAAACGAAUGUGUUGAGUCAACCGAGUUACGAGAUUGUGGAGCGCCUUGUCAUGCUAUGUUCUUUCCAGAAAAGGAGCGAACUGUACUUCGUUACUGGGUUGGCUCAUGGGCAGCUGUAUGUGUAGCCAGUUGUUUGUUUACGGUGCUUACAUUUUUAAUAGACUCUUCACGUUUUCGCUAUCCGGAACGGGCUAUAGUAUUCCUUGCUGUUUGUUAUUUGGUCGUUGGUUGUGCAUAUGUAGCCGGGCUGGGCGCAAGCGAUUCGGUGUCAUGUCGCGAACCUUUCCCACCGCCAGUCAGAUUGGGUCGCCUGCAAAUGAUGUCAACCAUAACACAAGGUCAUCGUCAAACAACCGCUUGUACUGUUUUAUUUAUGGCGCUCUACUUCUGCUGCAUGGCUGCAUUCGCCUGGUGGUCAUGUUUGGCAUUUGCUUGGUUUUUAGCUGCGGGAUUGAAAUGGGGUCACGAGGCAAUCGAAAAUAAAUCACAUUUAUUCCAUUUGGUGGCUUGGGCUAUACCUGCGCUCCAAACGAUAUCUGUGUUGGCGAUGGCAAAAGUUGAAGGUAAGCUUAAGUACAAGUUUGUUGUUUUUGUUUUUUUUCUCUCUUCAAACUCUUUAAGUUUAAGGCUGCGACGGCGUUGAGAUUAUUGUCUAGACAAAUCCGCUGAAUACGCGGGCGUAGUUAAAAAAUUUAUUAAAUGUGACCAA
Molecule: messenger RNA, 738 nt
Organism: Teleopsis dalmanni
Lineage: Eukaryota; Metazoa; Arthropoda; Insecta; Diptera; Diopsidae
Product: frizzled-like
Exons: 4
Coding region: 1-672 (223 amino acids)
Biological process (GO): non-canonical Wnt signaling pathway; canonical Wnt signaling pathway
Cellular component (GO): plasma membrane
Molecular function (GO): Wnt-protein binding; Wnt receptor activity
Source: RefSeq, a predicted model, not a curated record